This is a messenger RNA of Chironomus riparius, 570 nucleotides long. NCBI's taxonomy places the organism in Eukaryota, Metazoa, Arthropoda, Insecta, Diptera, Chironomidae. The record is from the annotation of a GenBank genome assembly.
UGGAUAUUUGAUGUAUAUGCUGUGCGCAGAAAAGAAUCUUCAUGAUGAUAAACUUUGAAUAUACUUUAGGAUUUAUGGAUUAUGCAGCAUUUGUGGUUAUAGUUGCAAUUUACUUUAUUCUUACGAUCUACCUCAAUACACGAGUAAACAGUAAAGUCAAUAAAAAUCUGUCUGCGAGCAACAGUGAAUGGAAUGUGAAAGCGAAAGAUGAAAAUUUCUUUUCAGUUGCUCUAUCAAACAUCGUAAAAUAUUCAUCCUGGAUGAUUUUAUUGGGAAUAUGCAGCGAUGCUUAUGAGAAUGGAAUCCAAUUUCUCAUUUUCUUCUUUGUUGGAUCAGCUUUUAUGACAAUUUUUAUGAAUUUCAUUAUAAUACCUGUUUUUCACGAGAGUGAAGUCUCGACAUUGAGUCAGGUUAGUUAAGUAUUUUUGUUUUGUCAGAAAUUUUCAUUUUCUUAUUUAUCAACUCUCAAAACGCUAUCAAAUGAGCAUCGAAAAUAGCAACAGCUACAAGAGAAAAAAAGCAAUAAAUGAAGUUUGUUUCUGUUCGAUGCUUUCUAAUCAAAGUUUUCAA